AAUCGACGAGGCAGUGGUGAAUUUCAUUUGUUAAUGUAUAUUCAUUCAUUCAUUCAUUCAUUCAUUUAUUUAUACCACUCUGUAAAUUCGUAUAUUGCUUUAACCAUUUUCAUAUAUUAUGGGCACACUACCAUUAACACUGUUUAUUGAAAAUCUGCAUUUUUUGUAAUUGUUGUUUCGAAACUUUAGAUGUUUGAAACUUUGUUGUUUAACGCCGCACUUAGGAAUAUUUUCAAUUAGAUGGUGGAAAUGUCCUGUGAAAUUUAAUAUCAAUACGGUGAAUGUGAUGUGAACUUUCUGACAAACAUCAGGCUACGUCUUUAAUGUCGCUGUUAUCUUGUAAUCUCUUAAAUAUUGUCAGUUGAAAGAAAUGAAACAGACUCGAUUAUUUACAUACCGCCGUUAUAUUGCUGGAAAAUUGCUGAGUGCGGCGUAAACAACAAACAAACCAACUUUAUGUAUUUGGAUCUCUCACUCUGACAAGUAAUGUAUAAUCUAAUUUAUACAACACACGUGUUGCAAAAACUGAUUUCAUUACUCCAAAGUAUUUUAGUAAAGUAAUGCGCGUCCUGAUUGGUCAGUCGUAUAUAUCCAUCCACACAUACCAUUGGUUGCUGGUGGUAUAUUAGUGCAGUUACCUUAAGGCGAGCAGUGACGACUGCAGAGAGCUUGCUGACCUUCCAUCGGUAAAUGUUGUUCCGUCAAUAGUGGAUGACAAUGCCACGGGAUAGAGGAAGGAGUGUAAAGCAGUUCCAUAAUCUGAUAAGGACUGGAGACAAGUACCUGGUGGCGAAGCACGUAACAGUAAACGCGAUCAAACCCAAGAAUUACUACAGGAGUGUCAAAAGCACCUAUCGGAACUGUCUCCUCCGUGCUGUCGGCGAAGCUGCUUACCGGGGACACGUGGACGUGGUGAGAUACCUCAUUUCCGAGGGUUUUGAUAGAAAUGAACAUAGUUGUCACGAAGGAUUUUCGGAAUGCAGCCCUAUUCACCUUGCAUGCGAAAUGGGACAUGUCGCCGUUGUCAAAGUCCUUGUGGAGGAGUAUGGCGUUGAUGUUAACAGGGAGGCACACUUUUCCCCGCUACACUGGACGGCAAGGAGUCGUAGGUUUGGAACCGGGGCUCAGCUUCUGGUGAAUGUUGCUAGGUAUUUGGUGCAGGCUGGGGCCCAUGGUGAUACAAGGGAAGAGGAUGUCAUAUUCAGGGCUGCAGCUGAUAGCAAAUGUCCCGAAAUCUUGGACUUCCUUGUUGCAUAUAACCCGGAUGCUUACAUCAAUCCAGCGUAUGACUACACACCCCUUCACACAGCUGCACGUGGAGGGUUCACGAGCACUGCACGUGCUUUGCUCGAAGCUGGCGCCGACGUUAAUGAGAUCAGCUACGACCGCGAAACACCGUUCAUAGAAGGCAUACUCUCAGGUGAGACAGACAUGCUGAAACUGUUGACAUCCUAUGGGGCAGACCCUGAGAUAGCUGAGAGUUUUGGAAACACCCCUCUUCACCAAGCAAUUUGGUACCACCUCUACAACGUCGCUCAUUACUUAAUAGUCGACGUCAACGUCACUGUACACAAAACUGACAGCUCUGGGCGAACUCCAUUUGCAGUUUUGAUCAGGAAUGACGGUCCUAAAGAUGAGGCAACCAUCGCUCUAGCUGAACUUCUUGUAGCGUCAGGCCAUAAUCCCGUCGAGGCUCUGUCUCCAUGCAUGGACGACGUCAGUGACGUCCCCUGGUCUGACAUGAUCAAUCGGUUCAAGGUCAUCGCGACGAAUCCACGUACGCUGAAGGACGUGUGUGUGAAGAAUAUCAGACGACGUCUAGGUGGGAAGAUUACGGGUGUGGAAUCGUUUGGCGUUCCACAGAUUGUGAAAGACGCGAUCACACUUCGUGAUAAGAACUGGUAUGCCCUGUGUAACUCUUGUACUAAGGUGGAAGUUUGAGGUAUAAUAUAUAUUUUUACAUUUA
Molecule: messenger RNA, 1966 nt
Organism: Haliotis rubra (blacklip abalone)
Lineage: Eukaryota; Metazoa; Mollusca; Gastropoda; Lepetellida; Haliotidae
Product: ankyrin-3-like
Exons: 2
Coding region: 712-1941 (409 amino acids)
Cellular component (GO): cytoplasm
Molecular function (GO): protein binding
Source: RefSeq, a predicted model, not a curated record